This is a messenger RNA of Thlaspi arvense, 663 nucleotides long. The record is from the annotation of a GenBank genome assembly. NCBI's taxonomy places the organism in Eukaryota, Viridiplantae, Streptophyta, Magnoliopsida, Brassicales, Brassicaceae.
AUGAAUCCUUUUUACACAGCUUUCUCAGACUCUUUCCUCUCGAUUCCCGACAACAGAUCUCCGGUUUCAGACAGUAGCGAGUGUUCUCCGAAGCUAGCUUCGAGCUGUCCGAAGAAAAGAGCAGGGAGGAAGAAGUUUCGUGAGACACGUCAUCCGAUUUACAGAGGAGUUCGUCAGAGAAACUCAGGGAAAUGGGUUUGUGAAGUGAGAGAGCCGAACAAGAAAUCGAGGAUUUGGCUUGGGACUUUUCCGACCGUAGAAAUGGCCGCUCGGGCUCACGACGUCGCCGCUUUAGCCCUCCGUGGUCGCUCUGCUUGUCUCAAUUUCGCCGAUUCGGCCUGGCGGCUUCGGAUUCCGGAGUCUACUUGUCCUAAAGAAAUCCAGAAAGCUGCGGCUGAAGCUGCAAUGGCGUUUCAGAACGAGACGACUGCGACGAAUGAGAAUGAGAUGACAGCGACGGAGGGAGCGAAAACUACGGAGGCGGAGACGGUGGGAGAGACGGCGGAGCAGAGCAAUGCGUUAUAUAUGGACGAAGAAGAGGUUUUAGGGAUGCCAAGCUUUUUCGAGGAUAUGGCGGAGGGAAUGCUCUUGCCGCCGCCGGAAGUAGGAUGGAAUCAAAACGACUGGGAGGGAGUUGAUGACGUGUCACUUUGGAACUUUUAG